ACACGUGUUACCAUGCACCGGCGACCGAUUUUCAUCUUAUUCCAUCAUCACUCUCCUCCGCCCGGCUUAUUUCCGGUUUAUUUUACAAACAAAUAACACUCACACGUUAGGUAUGAAACUAUGAGCACCGAAAACAGGCGCGUUGACUCUACACGCGCCGCUGCAAGCGGCAACAACAAUAAUAUGAUUAUCGAACAGAUUAUGUUGAGAUUCCGUCCGAUCGCUCCGCGGCCGGAAACCGCUCAAAACUCCGGUGGUUUUUCACCGGAGAAGGAGUUUAAACGCACGAGAGUGAAGCGGAAGUACGUGAGAGUGAAGAAAACGAAGAAGAUGAACAAGAAGAAUAAUAAUAUUACGAGUUUCGAUUUGGAUCGGACGGUUGCGAUGAUCGAGGAUUCAACCGGAGGUGAGCUUGCGGUGAAGGUUACAGAUCCGUUGCAGAACGUGUCGAACUGGAUCAGUUUCGAUUGUUCUGGAAGCAAGAGAAAAGGUAAGGUUAUGAAUAAUGAUAAUAGAACUGAUAAUAAUAGUUUAUUUGUUUGUAAAACGCCGGAGAAGUAUUCGCCAGAUCUGCAUGGAGUAGAUCUGGCUACGGCGGUGCAACGGCGGAGCGUAGUGGAGUCGUGGAUAACGAUGGAGACGGUUACUGGUACGUGCGAGGAUCGGAGGCUGUUAGGUUGUACGGACGAUGAGAUUUGGAAGAAUCUAGAAACUGACAGCUGUCCAGGUUUCAUCUCGAGCGGUUACGGUCACGGUCACGAUGAGGUGGUGCAGUGGGUGAAUCCGGCGUACCGGAGCAUGCUAGAUCUGGAUUCCGACGGUGAAACUCCGUUGACGGAGGUUGCCGUGUGGCUCAAGGCAAAGGUUGAGAAAUCUACGGUUGAAAAAUAUCUUCCAGCUUUCUCAUGCAGAGUGAGAAUCGAGUACCGGUCGGAGAAGAAGAAGAAGAAGACGCGUAUGACGGUGCCGUGUGAUGUGUUCUUGAUGGAUUCCGGUGGGUUUGCAUGGCGGCUUGAUGUGAAAUUUGCUUUGAGUUUGGGGCUAUCGAAUUGAACAAAUUCGACCUAAUUAAGUUUUCAAAGCAGGUAAAAUUACAUGAUAUGAUAUGAUAUAAUAUCCUAUCGGAUUAAUAACUUCAUAUCAUACAUCAUAACAUCUAUAAUCAAGUAUAUACAUAUAUAUAUAAACUACCUGAGAAUAUAUUGAAUCUGCAGAUGUUGCUGAAAAUAGGUUAAUGUUUGCAGUGUUUGAUGAUUUAA
This is a messenger RNA of Helianthus annuus (common sunflower), 1259 nucleotides long. RefSeq lists its product as uncharacterized. The record is from RefSeq and is a predicted model, not a curated record. NCBI's taxonomy places the organism in Eukaryota, Viridiplantae, Streptophyta, Magnoliopsida, Asterales, Asteraceae. Bases 121 to 1053 code for a protein of 310 amino acids. The transcript has a single exon.